Acanthosepion pharaonis is the source of this 483-nucleotide messenger RNA. NCBI's taxonomy places the organism in Eukaryota, Metazoa, Mollusca, Cephalopoda, Sepiida, Sepiidae. The record is from the annotation of a GenBank genome assembly.
AUGCGGAGUAAUAAAACGUUGUCUCAGAAGGGUUGCUGGCUGCCAGGAAUAGUGAAAGAAACGCGCGCUAAGUGCCAACUGUCACAUAUGUCCACAAAAGAACGGGAAAAUGAGACGAAAACCAAUUUUCUUGAAAUAAUCAAUCAGGGUUUUUUUUUUUUGUUUUUUUGUCUUUUUUUAUUUAUUUUUCGUCCUUUUUUUCUGUCGUUUUCUUCGUUAUCGUCUUUCUUUUUCGUCUUUUUUAUUCGUUGUCAUCGUCAGCCUUCUACUCUUUCUGACAUUUCUUUUCCCCUCUUUCUAUUUCUUCUUCAUCCAUCUUUGUUUGCCCUUUUCAUCGUCUUUUUCUUUAUCUUUUUUUGUCAUCGUUUUCCCUCUCCUCCUCUUCCUUCUCCUUCGACUUUUUCUUCUCCUUUGCGUAUGAGUCAUGUAUCUACCAUGACUGAAUUUAGAACUUCCUUUCUUGUAGUCUGCUUGCCUUACUAA